CCUUUCCUCUGGUACGUGCUAACACUCGGAAUAGAAAUCAUUAGCCAAACCAAGUAGUUGAAGUGGCGACACUGAGAAAUACGUAUAGAUCACAUGUAUGGGUUUCAUUUUUCUAUCGAGUGUAAUAGGAAAAAUCUUCCCAACUUCCACGUGAGAGGAAGUGAUUGAUUUCCUCUUAUAUAUCUUUCCUUGUGCAUGCAGACACCACCCCAAGCCGAUUGCUUCACGCAACGAAGCGUCCCUCCAUGGAGAAGCCACAAGCUGGGUCGGCAGCGCAAGAGUGCACCGCUCCCUCCACCACCUUCGUCCGAGCCGACGCCACCACCUUCAAGGAGCUCGUCCAGCGGCUCACCGGCCCCAACGAGCGCGACGGAGCCCACCGCCCGGUCGUCGCCCCCGCCCCUCCUUCCUCCCCCACCAAGCUCUCCGGGCUCAAGCGGCUUCACGAGCGCAGGCAGCGCUCUCGGCCGAAGCUCACCAUCCUCAAACCGGGUUCCACGUCCAAGCCCCCUACCCCUGCCGUGCUGUCGCCUUCCGUGACGGGAGCCUCUGCGUCGCCUUCUGCUGACUUCGCCGGACUCAACAUAUGCGAGCACAAGGGCGUCGACGGGGCUGACGAGUUGGACGAAGAAGAGGAGGAGAGGGCCAUCAAAGAGAGGCGGUUUUACUUGCACCCGUCGCCCAGGUCUCGAUCCCGGAAUCCCGAACCUGAGCUGCUGCCUUUGUUUCCACUGACCUCCCCCAGGUCUCACCAAUCCUGAGAACUGCACAUUUAGUCACUGUGAUUUAGACUUCUUUGAAUGUGAUAUUACAGACAUGUUUUCUUAAUUUCCUUUUUUUCCACACAGAAUAAAAUUGUCUUCAAAGAUAAAUUAUACAUAAUGGUUAGACAACACUGUAAUUUAUGGCUUAGGUUU
Messenger RNA from Musa acuminata subsp. malaccensis (wild Malaysian banana), 917 nucleotides. NCBI's taxonomy places the organism in Eukaryota, Viridiplantae, Streptophyta, Magnoliopsida, Zingiberales, Musaceae. The record is from RefSeq and is a predicted model, not a curated record.